Urocitellus parryii (Arctic ground squirrel) is the source of this 9200-nucleotide messenger RNA. RefSeq names its product microtubule associated protein 4 (gene Map4). Gene Ontology annotation, biological process: microtubule cytoskeleton organization; neuron projection development. Lineage: Eukaryota; Metazoa; Chordata; Mammalia; Rodentia; Sciuridae. Gene Ontology annotation, cellular component: neuron projection. Gene Ontology annotation, molecular function: microtubule binding. The record is from RefSeq and is a predicted model, not a curated record.
AUAGAUUUAAAUUUACUUGGUCAGAAAUGUCACAGACUGGUGCCUGUUUAUAGAUCCAAAAAUGUAUUCAGUCAGGACCAAACACAAGCUGCCUGGAUAGUUAAUGCAGUUGCAACAGUACAGAAUGGCUGACCUCAGUCUUGCAGAUGCAUUAACAGAGCCACCUCCAGAAAUUGAGGAAGAGAUAAAGCGGGACUUCAUUGCCACACUGGAGUCAGAGGCCUUUGAGGAUGUUGUGGGGGAAACUGUUGGAAAAACAGACUAUAUUCCUCUCCUGGAUGUGGACGAGAAAACUGAGAACUCUGAGUCAAAGAAGAAACCAUGCUCAGAUACCAGCCAGAUUGAAGGUACUCCAUCUUCUAAACCAACAGUGUUAGCCAAUGGUGACCAUGGAAUAGAAGGGAAUGACAUUACAGGGUCUCCAACUGAAUUCCUCGAAGAGAAAAUGGCCUACCAGGAAUAUCCGAACAGCCAGAACUGGCCAGAAAAUACAAACUUUUGCUUCCAGCCUGAGCAAGUGGUGAAUCCUAUCCAGACUGAUCCCUUUAAGAUGCACCAUGAUGACGGCCUAGCAGAUUUGCUCUUUCUCUCCAGUGGAACAACAAAUGAUUUGACAUUUACAGGGCAUAAUAAUCCUUUGGAAGACAGUUACGGUAUGCCUCCCUGCGACACAUUUGCUCCUGCAACUGUUGUACCUCAGGGGUGGUCUGUGGAAGCCCCAAACCCUCCAUACUCAGAGUCCUUUGCUUCUCCAGAGGCCACUGCAAAUCUUCCACAGAUGACAGAGUUACCCAAGGAAGGAGAAAUGGCAUCAGUAGAAGAACAGCCACCAACUAAAGCAUUGGAAAUAAUAAUAGGACAGAAGACUACAGAAAUGGCACCGUCUGGAGAAAAAGUGGUAGCCCUGCUCAAGGAAAUGGCACCUGCCACAGAAACAAAGGUGGAAUUGACUAAAGAUAUGGAACAACCCACCAAAUCAGAUGUGACACUGCCCAAGGACUUGCAGUCAUCCAUUGAAUCAGAUAUGUCUCUGGUCAAGGACAUGGUCCUACCUAUAGAAAAAGAAGUGGUCCCAGUUAAGGAUGUCAUAUCACCCGCAAAAACAGAUGUGUCUUUGACUAAAGAUAUGGUGCUGCCCACAGAAAGAGAGGUGGCUGCAGGCAACGAUGUGACACUAUUUGAAGAAACAGAGAGAGUACCACCUGUAAAAAUGGAUUUAUUUUCACAUGAGGGCAUGGCAUCACCCAAAGAAACAGAGUCAAUCUCAGGCAAGGGUAUGGUAUCAUUUUCAGAAAUGGAGGUGGCACUAGCUGUGGACACUAUAUCAUCCACAGAAAAAUCCUCAGCUGAGGAGAUGGUCUUGUUAUCAGAAAAAGAGGUAGCUGUGCCAAGGGACAUGACACUGCCUUCAGAAGCAACAGUAGUCUUCACGAAGGAUGCAGUAGAAACAGAAGGGCCCGCAGACAAGGACAUUACUCCACCUCCAGUAACAGAAAUGACCAUGGGUAAGGAAGUGGCUCUGUCCCCAGAAUCAAAGGUAUGCCUUGUCAAGGAUGUGGCUCCACUCCCAGAAACAGAAGUAACCCUGGUCAAGAAUAUGGGUACACCCUCUGAAACAAAGUUGGCCCUGGGUAAGGAUGUGGCUGUGUCUCCAGAAGUAGAGGUGGCUCAGGUCAAGGAUAUGACUCCACUCCCAGAAAAAGAAGUAACCUUGAUCAAGGAUAUGCUGCUGCCUCCAGAAACAGAUGUGGCCCUGGCUAAGGAUGUGGCUCUGUCCCCUGGAACAGAGAUGACCCUGGCCAACAGUGUGACUCCAGCCAAGGAUGUUGCACCACCCUCAGGAACAGAGGUGGCAUCGGUUCUAGUUAAAGACAUGGAAAUUGCCCAGACUCAGGAAGGAAUAAGUGAAAAUUCCCAGAUACAGUCUCUCCAAAAAGAGGGGCAGUUAGCUGCACCUGCUUUCAUGAUUUCACCAGAACCAGUCAUAGCCUUGGGCCAAAAGGACAACUUGCCAGAUUCUGUGUUAGAGAAAUUAGAACAGAAGAAACCAUUCAGCAGUCAGCCUUCUGAACUUUCUUCAGAGACCUCAGGUGCCCCUCCCUCACAAGGCACACAAGGUUGCAGAUCCAGUGACUGCAGGUCAGCCCAGCCCAAGCCUACCAGGGCCCCUCCUGAGCUGCUGAAAGUCUUGACUCCACAGAAGACUCUUGAUCCCAGGCUAGGCCCUUUCCCUUUGUGUGAGUCGGGUUGGGUCUCUGGUUCAUCUUCCUGUGGUUAUCCUGGGAACCAAAGGAAAAGUAUUCAUGCUGACUUCCUUGAACCCCAGAGGGAUCUCGGCAGGGAGGCCUGGGAUAUAGAAAGCAUGCCAAUGGCGAUGAAGAAAAAAAAGAAGAAACCAAAGCAAAAGAGAUAUUCUCAACCCCGGGCUGGGGGAUCUUGGAAUGAUGACAGUGCAGAAGGGCAUAACAGUUAUACCCAUAAAUCAGGUGUCCUCCCUAGUCAGUCCACUGCUGUGAACAUAGAAUAUGGACUUGUAUCCAGAGAGAAUCUGAAAAGAGGAGAUGGAGGUGACUCUAGAGCAACCAAACUAGAAGGUGAAAACUUUAUUUCAGAGAGUCUCAGAGUUACUUUGUGUCCAGAAGAAUCUCCAAAAACUGCAGAAAAUUCUCAGUCCAAGCUGAGAGUAGAGGAACUUGGCAGAGGAAACAAAUCAGUGCCACAUAACCAAGAUAAGAAAUUGUUGCAGCCGGAUGAAUACAAACCACAACCUGCAUCCCUCCUGAAGACCCCUGUGGAUAAAGGCCAGAUAGUGGGCCUUCCUAACUUGACAGGAUCCCUGACAGAAAUUUCUGAAAAUAAAGCUGAAACUCUUUUGGAGAUCAGCUCCAAAGAGGCUUGCUCUCCUAUCUUGAACCAAGAGGUUGUGGGUGGAGUUUCAAAACCUAGAGCAGCAAAAGAAUUGCCUAAUUUGAUAACAACUUUGAUAGCAAGUAAUCCAUUAGAAGAUAGUCUCAAAGAAGAGAAUGAUGAAAGUAAAAUGUCUAAACUACAGAAUGUCAACCAGAAAGUGUUUCUUAAAGGAUCUGUAGAAGUUAAAGAACUAGAAAGGGAAGCAUUUCCCAAGCAAAGAGAGGAAAUCAACAUCUUGGCUUCUGAGCAGUUGCAGGGCCAAGUGUCAGUUCAGGCUCCUGGGCUAGGGAAUGAUCCGUUUAAGAGAAUGACAGGUGAUGGCAAAAACAGGAAGGGAAGGGGAAGUUCUGGGAAAGUGAGAAUGAAUUCUGGGAAGCCAAGAAUUAAAUCUGACCUGCUAUAUGUUGUAGACAGUGAGAAUGAUGGAAGGGCUGUUCUUGGGUUAAGUGAACCAAUUCUUAAAACCAAAAGAGUGACUACUGAGGAUAAGAGAGAUGAGCUGGGAUUAGAUUCUUCAAAGCAACCAGGAACCAUGAUUGAUUUUACUGAGGCAGUAGUGAUGAGAGAGCCUAAGGAGAUAAUAGACCCUAGCGUGGAAAGCACUUUACAGGCAUGGAUUCCUUUGGAAAAUAGAUCAACCUUGACUCGGACUUCUGAUGCUAGGUCAGAAAGAGGAGCCUUAGUCAAAAAUACAGGUGUCAGUAACCAGAGCAAGGAAGGAAGUUGUCCUUGGAUGGGUCAUCAGUCAACUCCUUGGUUUUCUGAAAAGACUAAAAAGAGAAGUAAUGAAGGCAGAAACAAAAAGUCUAAAAUUAAUUAUCCCAUAGAACCUACUAGAAUGGAUGACAAGGAGGAAAUUCCUAAUCUACCUUUUGUAGGGAAGGAUGGAGAAGUAUCUGAUAGCAUUCCCUAUAAAAACAGGGAAUUAGGACACACUUCCCCCCAAAUACUUGAUUCUUUAUUCUUUCAUGUAUCAGGUACACACACAGUGGAAGCACUUGACAAAAAAGGUAAAAAUGUUGAGGUUAAUUCUGCUGAGCUUGAGGCCCCUGAGGGCAACAAAACAAAUACAGCCAAGGAUUCUGCUAUUAUUGAACCAGCUGCCAAGGUGACAGAUGUGAGCUGCCAAGACCAAAUUCAGGAGACAGGAUUUGCUCCCUCAAUAGCAUCUGAAGAGAACAAGACAGAUGCAACCAAGGGACACACAGCAGUGGCUGACAAACCAAAUAAAAGGAGUAGUGAUGAAAAAAGCAAAAAAGUUAAAAAUAGUUUUCCCAAGAAGCACAUUCUGGAGAAUAAGUUAGAUGCAACAAAAAUACAUGUUCCCAUGGAAACCACAGGGGACCAUAGAAUUGAAGGAAUGGGCUAUGUGGACGAAAAUAGAAAUAUUACAUUUACCUGUCCCAGAACACUGUCAGGGCUCAUGAAUAAGUCAGCUCCUAUAGAGGCUGUAGAAUCAGCAGCCUGUGAAAAACUGCCCACUACUCCUCCUCAAGUAGUAAAGAAAAAUGAUUCCUUACCAGACACCUUGGCAAAAAAUGGGGAAGAGAGAGCCCCAGUUCAGCUUUCUAAAUUAUUAGUGGAAAAUAACUGCAACAAAGAUGGGGUCCCAGGGCCAGAAAGACCCAAGACUCCCUCUGUUGUUAUGCCAUCUGCCAGCACAGAAGGAAUUGCCCUGCCUUUUACAGCAGCCAUAGAAACAGUGAAUAGUCAGGAAGAUGGCUGUCUUAAGAAUCAAAGUGAGUUUGCUGUUCCCAUGAAAAAUGAAGCAGGGGUAGAUGAAGGGCAUGUGGUAGGAGAAUCUGAGUUGCCACUCUGUGGUGAAUCUAUCUGUUCAGUAGAGCAAAUCCCAGGGCCAGAAAAAGGGCACCUUCUUCCUAAAGUUCCCACAGAUGACCAGGGCUUGCCAGGAGAGAACAGAGUCCUAGAAGCAUGUGGAGAUAGGGGUGAUUUCCAAACAUCUUCAGUGAACACAGAGGAGGAGACUGAGAAAGGUUCUACUUCUGCUCCAAUUUCUGACUUAUUGGGAGACAAAGCACAAAAGAUCAGUUACCACGAGGACCAAGAUACUAAAGAUAGAGAUUCUAAGGGCCCAGAUUAUUUGAAUAAGGAGGUUGAUAUGACUCCCUUGCCUCCAAAAAGUGAAAAGGAUAAAUUUAAAGAAAUUAUACUGGCUUCUGAUGUCACAAAAUUACAAUGUGUUUCCCCACCAACACCAGAACUCCAGUCCAGUUUCUCAUGUGGCAAAGUUGAAGUUCCUCUUUCAGGGGUGGUAGAUAAGUUAGAAAUGGCUGCUUCCAAGGAUCUUCAACUCCCAGAACUCAAAGAUAACAUCAAGAAAGAGCCUCAGAAAAUGACAGAAAAAUCGGAAUCAAAGGUACUGGGAGAAGGAAAGAAGGAAGAUAAAAGCAGAAUAAUAGAACCAAUGAAAGGCUACAUGAGACCUACCAAGUCCCGAGGACUUACUCCUUUUAUGUCAAAAUCUACAACCCAGGAACGAGAGAGAUCCAAGCACCUGAAGUCCAGUGGAAUAGCCAGGCCAGAAGAAGGAAAGGCUGCUGUGAGUGUGACCGGAAAUGACAUCACUACCCCACCAAACAAGGAGCUCCCACCAAGCCCAGAGAAGAAAACAAAGCCUUUGGCCACCACUCAACCUGCAAAGACUUCAACAUCGAAAGCCAAAACACAGCCCACUUCUCUCCCUAAGCAGCCACCAGCUCCCACCACCUCUGGUGGGUCGAAUAAAAAACCUAUGAGCCUUUCUUCAGGCUUAGUACCAGCUGCCCCACCCAAACGCCCUGCUGCUGCCACUGCCAGGCCUUCCAUCUUACCUGCAAAAGACGUGAAGCCAAAGUCCGUUGCAGAGGCAAAGACUCCUGAGAAGCGGGCCUUACCAUCCAAGCCCACCUCUGCCCCAGCCCUCAGACCUGGACCCAAGAGCACCCCAGCCGCUCCGAAAGCUACUGCAGCUGCCUCGGCUGCGCCAAGCAAUAAAAGUCCCCCCAUGCCACUGCCCAAACGACCCACUACCAUUAAGACUGAGGGGAAACCUGCAGAAGUGAAGAAGAUGACUGCAAAGUCUGCACCAGCUGACUUGAAUCGUUCAAAGACCACCUCCACCAGUUCUGUGAAGAAAAACACCACUCCCACUGGGGCAGCACUUCCAACAGGGGUGGCUUCCACUCGAGUCAAGUCCACUCCCACACCUCCCCGGCCUUCUACAACUCCCAUGGACAAGAAGCCCACCUUAGCCAAGCCCAGCUCCUCUGCCCCCAGGCUGAAUCGCCUGGCCACCAAUGCCUCUAUCCCUGAUCUGAAGAAUGUCCGCUCCAAGGUCGGCUCCACAGAAAACAUCAAGCAUCAGCCUGGAGGUGGCCGGGCCAAAAUAGAGAAAAAAACAGAGGCAGUGGCUACAACUCGAAAGCCUGAACCUAACGCAGUCACUAAAGCAUCCAGCCCCAUUGCAAGUGUGCAGAAACCGCCUGCUGGGAAAGUCCAGAUAGUCUCCAAAAAAGUGAGCUACAGCCAUAUUCAGUCCAAGUGUGGUUCCAAGGACAAUAUUAAGCAUGUCCCUGGAGGUGGUAAUGUUCAGAUUCAGAACAAGAAAGUGGACAUCUCUAAGGUCUCUUCCAAGUGUGGGUCCAAGGCUAACAUCAAACACAAGCCUGGUGGGGGAGAUGUCAAGAUUGAAAGUCAGAAGUUGAACUUCAAGGAGAAGGCCCAGGCCAAGGUGGGAUCCCUGGAUAACGUGGGCCACCUGCCUGCGGGAGGUGCUGUGAAGACUGAGGGCGGUGGCAGCGAGGCCCCUCCGUGUGCGGGCCCCCCUGCUGGGGAGGAGCCGGCCAUCUCUGAGGCAGCACCUGGAGCUGGCGCCCCCACUUCAGCCAGUGGCCUCAGUGGCCACACCACCCUGUCGGGGGGUGGUGACCAAAGGGAGGCCCAGACCUUGGACUGCCAGAUCCAGGAGACAAGCAUCUAAUGAUGACAUUCUGGUCUCGUCUUCCGUCUCCCCUGUGUUCCUCCUCUUGUCUCCCCCAUUACCCUCCCCCUUCCCUCCUCCCGUGUCACUGCAGAUUGAGACCUACAGGCUGACGUUCCGGGCAAACGCCAGGGCCCGCACCGACCAUGGGGCCGACAUUGUCUCCCGGCCCCCCCACUUCCCUGGCGGUCCCAGCUUGGGCUCCCGGGCCCUUGGCUCCCUUUCCCGGGCUGUGUACUAGACCCAUGAGCACCUGGGUGCUAGGCAGCCCUCUAGGCCCCUGCCCUCCUGCCUCGCUUGCCCAGGGCAGCAGCAGUUCUGCCCACACACCUCCUUCCGCUCUCUCCCAGGGCCCAGCUCCUGGGUUCGCUCCUGUCCAUCACUGCACCACUACUCCAUGGAGAAGGUGGGAGGGGAAUGGGGUGGGUUGGGGUCCCAUGGGAUCUAGGAGGGGGAACCGGAUUCCAACCUCCUUUGUUUGGGUUUUCUGGACCAAACCCAGAAGAAACUGACAUACCGUCCCGUCCCUUCUCCUUUGGUCAACCUGGAGGGAAGAGUGGAGGUGGAUUCUGUGAUGGCCGGGCACUGACUGCAUCCUCUGGAGUCUGCUAAGCCACUGCCUCUCCCUUUGACCCCCACAAUGGCACCUACCAUGCAGGUGGUGCCUGCCCUCUUGCUGCCCUGCCCCAAGUUAGUUAGGGGUUGGUGCUGCCUGUCCCGCUGCUUACCAUACCUGCCUAGCUGCUGUCACACUUUUUAUUCUUUUUCCUAGUAACCUAUAAAUUGGUGGAAUAGUUUUGCAGGUUGAAGCCAUGUGUAAAUGAGAGUCCUCAGUAGGUGUUAAAGGAAACAGGGAGGGGAGAUGAUCCUAAGCCUCCACCCAGGAGGAUAUCAGGCAUUGGGAGCUGCCCUCUCUGGGCAGCUCAGGGCCCUUGAGACACUGUGGGCAGGGAAGUGAGGUGUGGUGCUGCGGCCUGGUGAACAGGGCAGGCAUACUUGGGCUAGUCAGUGUGGACUGGUUGUGUUGGUAUUUUGUGUGUAUGCUGCUUUUCUUUUCUAACCAAGAGGCUGAUUUUGGCAUCUGUCUUGUUCCCUGGGAUCUGGUGGUCAGCUGUGGAAUGCAAAGCCAAUGCUGGAGAAACAGGAAAAAAAUUGAGGUCAAAAUCCUUUAGGUCUAGGACACUCAAGCCCUCAUGUCCAGGGAAGCCUGAGAUGUCCAAAGCUCAUAUGGACAGUGGGGAAUCAGGUCUGAAAAUUUAAAAAGUAAAAGGCACGAGAACAAGCCAUUCCACUUCCCUUCUAACCUGACUGGAGAGGAGCGGGGAGAGGCAGGAGAGGCCAGCCUGUGGAGGGGUGGCCAACCCAGCUGGGCCCACCUGUGGGAUGGCUGCAGUGAGGAGAAAUCCCGGGAAUUGUAUUGACAUGAUUCUUAUUGCACUUGUAUUUUUUGUAUUAAAAGUUUGCAUGGUUUCUAAUAAAGGAUUAAAACAUAAGUCUGUAGUGAAGUGGCCUGGGCUUUUCCACGGGUUUCUCCUCUGGGGGGCAUUUUCUGCUGUGCAGACUUGCCUCAGGAGGCUGGCCCAGACUUGGCCCCUCUGGCCCUGAUCUUGAACUCCACAAUCUCCACCUGUGCUCCUCACAUCCCCUUAGGUUCGAAUCGAAUUUUAUCUGCACAUAGAGGGAGUGAGUUGCUGGGCCUAAGGAUCCUCUCCAAUUCUGAGGCAGCUGUGUCUUUGGGAAAGCUUGACAUCAGAUCCUCAGCUUCCCGAGCACAUGCCAAGAAAUUGCACAGGCCUAGUGGAGAUGGAGAAAGUGUAGCCCAAGGCAGGAAGGUGGAAUUUCUUCCCCAGCUGUCUGCCUAGUGCUCUAAAUGUGCCAGGGGCUGUAGGACACCAGUGUUUUCUCAGAAAGAUGAAAUUGGGGUGAAGGAAGUGAUGGGUGCUGGGCCUGAAGGUACCUGGGAACUUGAGGAUGCUGAGGUUGACAACAGUCUCUGGGUCCUUUUAAUCCCUUUCACCAAGGAUUGGGGAGGAGGCAGACCAACUGGAGAGCUCUCUAGGUAGGACACAUGAGUGGUCAGUGUGCCUGUUUGGUCCCAGCUCCCUUGAAGAGUCCUACAAGCCAGAGAACCUGAGAAGGCUGGCCUGACAAGAUGGGGACCAGAGGCCCCUGUGUGAUGUAUACUACUCUGCAAUCUUCUAGGGAUGGGACAGUUCUGGAAUACUUUCCAAUUUGCUUAUGGCUCAGCCAUUACCCCUGUGUUGUAUUGAUUUUAAGAGUAAAUAAAGCUGCGUGAUGUCCCACCACAUAG